AUUCGCCGCAGUCCGUUACAAUAUCACGUCUGGACAAUAGCUCCUCGGCCGGUCCCACGCGUACGAUCUCCGAACGUUGCCCGCCGUCGCGGUCGUUUUCCUUUACACGCGCAAACGCGCGCGCGCGCGCGCACACGCACACAAACGCAUCCGAACACGCGAGACUUGACUGAGUUACGUGAUAAUAUCAAAUAUCAAAAAACACCCCUAGAAAAAUGUUAGGACUUGUGACCACCGUCUUUUCUUGCUUGUACUUGAUGGAUUCGGCGUUGGCAAUAUCAGUGCCAACGGGCAAGACGACGCCCAUCGAACCCGCUGCACCUGAACCAAGUACGAUUCCCGUUCCUCGAUCAUACGUAGUACCACCGGCUCCCGUACAAGAGUAUUCAGAAGAAAGACCAGAACCACCGCCACUCGAUCCGUCCUACGUGCCCGUUCCGUACGACUUCAUCGAGUACUUGGCGCCCCACGGCGUUCUGCUGGUGCCCAUGAAAAUCAAGUUUCAAAAACCAUUUUCAAAAUAUGAAAAAUACCCACUAACGGCUACUAAGUAUCAGAAGCUUAUUAGAAAUGAAAAUACGAGACGGAAAUAUUAUUUUAAUUUACCUCAGCAAAAUUCCAUUCCAUUCAAUUGAUGACUUUUUUUCGCUGUCUUGUCAAAUAUUUUUACCGUGUCAUAUCAUGUAUACUUUAUAAUAUAUAUAUAU
Molecule: messenger RNA, 707 nt
Organism: Sipha flava (yellow sugarcane aphid)
Lineage: Eukaryota; Metazoa; Arthropoda; Insecta; Hemiptera; Aphididae
Exons: 4
Coding region: 216-635 (139 amino acids)
Source: RefSeq, a predicted model, not a curated record